CUUCACUCUUGCAGAAAGCGUGAAAGCCACAGAAACCUGUACAGUCGUGCUCUACCUACAUUGAUUGAUCGAUCGUAAAUAAAUCAGUACCAUCUAAACAGUGCUCAAAAUGAUUUUCUGUGUAUCUUUUAAAAUGUAGAUGUAUAGUGUUUUGUUAAAAUAUGCAAUGUAUCAAGUACCGUUAAUACUAAUAUGUGAAAAAUCAAAUGUACGAUAUGUUUCAAUAUCAUUAUAUGCUUAACCAACACACUUUGGCGGAAAAAGGACAUUUUAUAUAUAAACAACUCAUAACCACUUAAGAAGCAUCCAUACGAAAUCUUGAUCAACAACUUACUGAUCAAAUUUAUUUUCGAUAAACGUCUUCAACAUGGAUAUUUCAGGCAAUAAAAUAAAUAAUAUUCGUAUGUGAGAUCAAUGUCAUUGGUUGAAAUCUGUGAUAUAGUAAUAUUCUUUUAUAUCAUUCAAUAUUUAUUAAGUAUUAAAAUGACUCAUACUUCAAGAUAUGUGGGAUACCAUACUGGUACCAAUCGAGACUAUUUAACUGAUGGAGAUGAGAGCCAUCAUGCUCCAUCGGAUCGUACAGUAUCUGAAUAUAUUGUAUCUGCUGACCAUACUACAAUGGUAAAAGCAAUGAAAAAGGACCGUCCAGAGAGAUAUGAAAAAGAGGAAGGAAGACGAUCGCGAAGCACACCUAACAGUCGUGUUUCUGUGCUAUCAGGGUCUUCCAGACAUAGUCUUCAUCCCCUUAAUAAGAGUGCUUCGCAUGGCAGCAUAUGUGACAAUGGAUCAGAUAUAUAUGUUACAAGUGCUGCAUAUAGAGCAACUUCAGACAUAAGUCAUGCAUCGCAUCACAGUCUAACUCCAAGUUCAAGAUUGGGUCAUCGGGCACCUAGUCAUUGCAGUUAUGGUUCUGCAAAAUCAGUAAAAUCACACACAUCCAAGAAGGAUGGUAUUAUUAUAGAAACUAUGUCAACACCUAAUCCUUUUUGUCCAAAUACCAAGGGAAUUUGCUGCCUUAUGUUACUUCUCAAUCUUGGUUUAAUUCUUGUUACAUUAGGUUUUGUUAUAGUAAUUCAAUUCUUUCAACCAUUAAUAGUUUGGAUUUUGGGAAUAGUGUUUCUUGUAUUUGGAUUUUUAACUUUGAUAGGAAGUCUCAUAUAUUGUGUACAUGUAUUUAGAAAUGCAAAGCACCCACAUGACAUUAAUCCAGAAGACCUUUAUUGGACUAGAUAUUGGCAAGGACAUGUAGGCUCAGCACCUGAAGUGUAUUACAAGGCAGAAGAUAAGUAUCAAGAUGAUGGAUACAGUGAUCGUUUAAGCAAAUACUCAAAUAAAUAUUAUGAUCGUCAAAGAUAUUGACAAUAAAUAAUAUGUAUUUUAUGUAAAAUAUGAAAGUAUUCAAUAUGUUUAUAUUAUACAUAGAAUUAUCAAAAUUGUAUAAUGAAUUAAGAUACUCUAGAACAAAAAAAGUUAUGUUUCAUGUAUAUCAA
Messenger RNA from Colletes gigas, 1490 nucleotides. RefSeq lists its product as uncharacterized. NCBI's taxonomy places the organism in Eukaryota, Metazoa, Arthropoda, Insecta, Hymenoptera, Colletidae. Bases 415 to 1359 code for a protein of 314 amino acids. The transcript has 6 exons. The record is from RefSeq and is a predicted model, not a curated record.